AUGCUUAUCAUCUUACGGUCACAAAUGUCUGCUGUGCCUCCAGGGGCUAUGCCUUCAUUGCAGGCAGAAGAGAAGAGAAAGGCAAAGGCUGUCUUCUACACACCACUGCCUGAUCGUCUUAAAUCAGGACAAGAGAAGCCCCUGUCCUUAGAUGCUAUCCUCACUUCCCUGACUCCCAUUUCUGCCCCCUCCUUUUGUCAGAAGACCCAGGUGCAGGUGGCUAUACUUCUCUCCAUAAUGCAAGGAGUCUUGUGGUCUAUUUGUCUGUUCUUAUACCAGUGCCAGAAUAUUGUGGUUACUGUGGCCUUCUAUAGUUUGAAGCUGGCUGUGAAUUCAUCUGGUCUGAAGGUUUUUAUUGGUUGCACUUACAUAAUCCAGAUUAUGGCUAUUUAUGACCUACGACCCUGGUUGUCUACACCAGAGACAAUAACCAGCUGUCCACCUGGAUUGGAGUAUUUGCAUCAGAUAAAUCAGUUAACAGUGUGUCAACAUCUUGAUCCUCUGGGAGUCCUCAGAAAAUUUGAAACUAGUAAAACGUAUGAAAUCUUGAACAAUCAAGGACAAAGAAUUUAUUUUGCAGAAGAGAGAAAUAAUUGCUUCCUUCGACACUUUUGUGGAUUUUCAAGGCCUUUUACUAUGACAAUUUAUGAUAAUGUAGGUAGAGAUGUACUUGCUCUGCAUAAGGCUCUGAAAUGUAGCUGUUGCUGGAGUAGAUGCUGCCUACAAAAGUUAUUGACUCUGGAUGAGGAAAUGGUUAUUGGAAAGAUUUCAAAACAGUACUCUGGAUUUGUAAGGGGAAUAUUAACCAAUGGUGAGAAAUUUGGGAUCCAGUUUCCAUUUGAUCUUGAUGUUAAAAUUAAAGCAUUGAUGCUUGGAGCAACUUUCCUCAUUGACUACAUGUAUUUUGAACUGUGGCCAUAAGAAUUACCCUGAAAGAAUAUGUCAGAUAUUACUGGCAUUUAUUUUUGCCAGCCCUCAACAAAACUAAGCAACUUUCACUGAAAAUAUCUAAAUAAAGUUUUAUUUUACUAAAA
This is a messenger RNA of Symphalangus syndactylus (siamang), 1034 nucleotides long. Its product is annotated as phospholipid scramblase 1-like. The record is from RefSeq and is a predicted model, not a curated record. Gene Ontology annotation, cellular component: plasma membrane. Lineage: Eukaryota; Metazoa; Chordata; Mammalia; Primates; Hylobatidae. Gene Ontology annotation, biological process: plasma membrane phospholipid scrambling. Gene Ontology annotation, molecular function: phospholipid scramblase activity.